AUGCAAAAAGAAGUACGUCGAUCGAUUGAGAACAGUAAAGAUGAACCGCACAUUAGUCAAAUCUAUGAAAAUGAAAGCUGUGAAAAAUCGAAAACUCAUGUGAAUGCUAAUUCGAGUGAAGGUAAAUUAGCUUAUAGAUUAACAGUUGAACAAGUAGCAAAUAACUUCGAUGUUGAUGUUGCAAAGGGACUAGAAGAUUCCCGGGCGAAGGCCAAUUUAGACAAGUAUGGCAGAAAUAACUUGGGUAAAGAAGAAAAAAUUUCACUUACGAAGAUUUUUGCCCAUCAGGUGUUCAAUGCUAUGAUUUUGGUGUUGAUUAUCUCGAUGGUGAUAGCACUUGCUAUUAAGGAUUGGAUUUCUGGUGGAGUUAUUGGCUUUGUUGUGUUCAUUAACAUUUUUGUCGGCUUUAUCCAGGAAUAUAAGGCUGAGAAAACUAUGGGAUCUUUGAGAUCGUUAAGCACUCCUUCAGCCAGAGUUCUUAGAGAUGGAGUAGAAAGUGAUAUUAAUGCAGAGGAAGUUGUUCCUGGGGAUGUUGUUUGCAUCAAAGUGGGAGAUACUAUCCCAGCUGAUUUGCGGUUGAUAGACUCGAUGAACCUUGAAACUGAUGAAGCUUUGCUUACAGGUGAAUCAUUACCAGUAGCAAAAUGUGCCGAGGAUGUUUAUACCGACCUGUCGAUUCCAGUACCAGUAGGAGACAGGUUGAAUAUGUGUUUCAGUUCAUCAGUCGUUUCAAAAGGUAGAGGUACAGGUAUCGCUGUAUCUACUGCAUUAAAUACAGAGAUCGGUAAAAUUGCGAAGUCAUUAAGAUCUGACGAAGAUGCUCUCAUUGUUAAGGUGGAUAAGUCAAAUUCUAAUUUCAAGGCUUAUAUAGUCGCUAUUGCAAAAUCUACUAAAAAUAUUAUCUGCAAUGUUUUGGGUACAAACGUUGGUACACCACUACAAAGAAGGUUGGCUUGGUUGGCAAUCAUUUUAUUUUGGGUUGCCGUCUUAUUUGCAAUUGUUGUAAUGGCAUCGCAAGAAAUGAAUGUUAACAGGAGUGUUGCAAUAUACGCUAUUUGUGUUGCGUUAUCUAUGAUUCCAUCGUCGUUAAUCGUUGUAUUAACAAUCACAAUGGCGAUUGGAGCUCAAGUUAUGGUGACUAAAAAUGUUAUUGUCAGAAAAUUAGAUUCUUUAGAGGCUUUAGGAGGUAUCAAUGAUAUUUGUUCAGAUAAGACAGGUACAUUGACCAUGGGUAAAAUGAUUGCUAGAAAAGUAUGGAUUCCAUCUACCGGGACUUACGCCGUUACUAAUUCCAAUGAACCCUUCAAUCCAACCGUCGGUGAUCUUUCCUUUGCUGAUUCGUCUCCUAAAUUCAUUAAAGAAACCGACGAAGAAACUGAUUUUGCAUCGAAGUUGCCUGAGCCAACUCCCAAAUUAUUUGAGAAAUGGCUAGAAACUGCUACAUUAGCUAAUAUUGCCACUGUAGAUCAGGUUAAAGGUGAAAAUGGUACCCCUGAAUGGGAGGCUAAUGGUGAUGCUACUGAGAUUGCUAUUAAUGUUUUCACUACGAGAUUGGGACUUUCAAGAAAACAAAUGGUAGAAGGUAAUUUAAAGCAUAUUGCCGAAUUUCCUUUUGACUCUUCAAUUAAGAGAAUGUCCGUGAUUUACCAGAAUAAUCAGAAUAGUUCGUUUAUUUAUACUAAAGGAGCUGUUGAAAGAGUUUUAGAUUGUUGUUCUUACUGGUAUGGCAUGGAUGGUAAAGAAGAUAUGCUGCCGUUAACGGAAGCCGAUAAAUCGAUUAUCGAACUGAACAUGAAUGCGCUAUCAUCUGAAGGACUUAGAGUUUUAGCAUUUGCCCAAAGGUCCAUCAACAUUGAGAAAGAAGAUAUAUCCAAACGUGAAAGUGUUGAAUCUAACCUUAUAUUUUUGGGUUUGAUUGGUAUUUACGAUCCACCAAGGCCAGAGAGUGCUCCAUCGGUGAAAUUAUGUCAUAAGGCUGGAAUCAACGUCCAUAUGUUGACUGGUGAUCAUCAUGGAACUGCAAGGGCUAUUGCUCAAGAAGUCGGUAUUUUACCGAGUAAUUUGUAUCAUUAUACUGAAGAAGUUGUUAAAUCCAUGGUUAUGACAGCAAAUGAUUUUGAUGCUUUGAGUAACGAUGAAAUUGACAAUUUACCGGUAUUGCCAUUGGUGAUUGCAAGAUGUGCUCCUCAAACCAAGGUUCGAAUGAUCGAGGCUUUACAUCGCCGUGGUAAAUUUGUUGCUAUGACAGGGGAUGGGGUCAAUGAUUCUCCUUCCUUGAAAAAGGCAGAUGUCGGUAUUGCGAUGGGUCUUAAUGGUUCUGAUGUGGCUAAGGAUGCCUCAGAUAUUGUUUUGACCGAUGACAAUUUUGCAUCAAUUUUAAACGCUAUUGAAGAAGGAAGAAGAAUGUCAUCGAAUAUUCAAAAAUUCGUUUUGCAGUUGUUAGCAGAAAAUGUUGCCCAAGCGUUAUACUUGAUGAUCGGCUUAGCGUUUAUGGACAAGGAUGGAUUUUCCGUUUUUCCGUUGGCUCCAGUUGAAGUGUUGUGGAUUAUUGUGGUAACAUCAUGUUUCCCUGCUAUGGGAUUAGGACAAGAGAAAGCAAAUGAUGAUAUCUUAGAGCAGCCCCCAAACGCAACAAUUUUCACUUGGGAAGUGAUUAUUGAUAUGAUUGCUUACGGUUUCUGGAUGGCAUGCUGCUGUCUAACUUGUUUUGUUCUCAUCGUCUUUGCUGUGGGUGAUGGUAAUCUUGGUUCCAAUUGCAACGACUCUGGGGGCGACUCGUGUAACUUAGUCUUCAGAGGUAGAUCUGGAGCAUUUGCAACGUUCACAUGGUGUGCGUUAUUAUUAGCCUGGGAAUGUAUUCAUAUGAGAUAUUCGUUUUUCAAUAUGCGUCCAGAGCUGGAAAUUUCUCGUGGAAAGCAAUUAGCUAUAGACUUAUGGGAUAAUCAGUUCUUAUUCUGGUCUAUUAUUGGCGGCUUUUUAUCAGUUUUCCCAGUCGUCUACAUUCCUGUAAUCAAUGACAUAGUCUUUUUACAUGAUCCUAUCGGUUAUGAAUGGGGACUCGCCGUUGGCUUUACACUUAUAUUCCUUCUUGGAGCCGAAUUAUGGAAGUGGUUCAAGAGAAUUUACUUCCGUAAAUCAACGAUCAAAAACCCAGAGUACGACUUAGAGAAGAAUGAUCCAUUUAUGAAAUAUUCUUCAUUCUCGAAAUCGAACACAAUGGAGGUUUCUUAA
Debaryomyces hansenii CBS767 is the source of this 3231-nucleotide messenger RNA. Its product is annotated as DEHA2C02552p. Gene Ontology annotation, biological process: calcium ion transmembrane transport; intracellular calcium ion homeostasis. Gene Ontology annotation, cellular component: plasma membrane. Gene Ontology annotation, molecular function: P-type calcium transporter activity; ATP hydrolysis activity; ATP binding. The transcript has a single exon. The record is from RefSeq and is a predicted model, not a curated record. The coding region runs from base 1 to 3231 and encodes 1076 amino acids. NCBI's taxonomy places the organism in Eukaryota, Fungi, Ascomycota, Pichiomycetes, Serinales, Debaryomycetaceae.